AUGUUUAUUCUAACAACCUUCGAGGAUCUGGUCCAAAUACCACCUCACGGACUGGUCAACAACAAAAUCACGCGACAAGACCUUGAAGAUCGAAUCAAUGAGAAAUACUCGAAUAAAGUCGUGCAAAAAGUUGGACUCUGCAUCUGCAUGUACGAUCUUGUGAAAGCAUCGGAUGGCUUGAUCGGCCACGGUACAGGCAACGUCAACGUUAAUGUUCAGUUCCGGAUGAUUGUGUUUCGGCCGUUUAAAAACGAAAUCGUGACCGGCCGCAUCACGAAAUGUACAGCUGAAGGCAUUCGAAUUUCUGUGCGAUUCUUCGACGACAUCUUUGUGCCUUCAACCAUGCUUUUCGACGGCUGUUACUACGAUGCCGACGAGCAGACCUGGAUCUGGCACACGGAGCCCGAAAACGAGGACGAGGAGGCCAACGACCUCUUCCUGGAUGUUGGGGACACUGUCAACUUCCGAAUCGAAUCCGAAAGUUGGCACGAUCAAGCACCAGCUGCGCCCAAGGUUAGGAGGCCCGGCGAGCCUGCGCCAGAAUCAGAAACCGAAUACAAGCCUCCCUACUCGAUCGAGGUAUGGUGUUCCAUUUCCAGGGCGGAUGUGUGA
This is a messenger RNA of Cladophialophora yegresii CBS 114405, 612 nucleotides long. Its product is annotated as DNA-directed RNA polymerase III subunit RPC8. Gene Ontology annotation, cellular component: RNA polymerase III complex. The record is from RefSeq and is a predicted model, not a curated record. Gene Ontology annotation, biological process: transcription initiation at RNA polymerase III promoter; DNA-templated transcription. Gene Ontology annotation, molecular function: DNA binding; DNA-directed RNA polymerase activity. Lineage: Eukaryota; Fungi; Ascomycota; Eurotiomycetes; Chaetothyriales; Herpotrichiellaceae. The coding region runs from base 1 to 612 and encodes 203 amino acids. The transcript has 6 exons.